This is a messenger RNA of Lingula anatina, 1319 nucleotides long. RefSeq names its product small ribosomal subunit protein uS7m. Gene Ontology annotation, biological process: translation. Lineage: Eukaryota; Metazoa; Brachiopoda; Lingulata; Lingulida; Lingulidae. The record is from RefSeq and is a predicted model, not a curated record.
UUACAUUCUUUUGGAAUAAGUCACCAUAGCACUCUGCCUUUGACACGUGAAGAUAUCUAAAAUUAUAUUUGGAGUUAAAGUCGGAUGAAGUCGCAAGUUUGUUCAUUUUGUCGUAUUAACGUUGUCGAGGGGCAUCUAGCGAAAUUCUUCAGCCAGACUCAGAUUUACAGAGGGGAUAUUUAUUUGCCAAACGCGAUGUAUGGCCCAGAAGGGCAUGACAAAACCGCACCCCACUUUGGACCUGGAUGCACUGGAGACCACAGUAACGGAUAUGCAGUCGGGGAAAUAUAAGAGAAAGACUGUGAGGUAUGCUGAGUCCGACCAAUCCACUGUGCUCACACACGACCAAAUUGUCAGGAAAUUCAUAGUCCUAAUCAUGAAGGGUGGAAACAAAGAUACUGCCAGAAGAAUAAUGGACAAGACUAUGGAAGAAAUUAAAAGAAGACAAGUGCGAGAAUUUCACAGGGCCACAGAAUCUCAAAAAUUACAAAUUAUCACAGAUCCCAGGAAAAUAUUUAACCAGGCUGUCAAUAAUCUUAAACCAGUGCUUCUUGUUACCAGUGUCAAGAGGGGAGGGAUCGCUUAUCAGGUUCCUGUCCCCUGCCCAGAGAAAAGGCAGCUGUUUGAGGCAAUGAAAAUAAUCAAAGCUGCACUUGCAGAAAAAACAAAUUCCAGAAUACCUUUCCAUGAAAAGUUGGCCACCAUAAUCAUGGAUGCUGCAGAAUUCAAAGGCAAGGCUAUGGACAGGAAAAUAGAAAUCCUUAAAAAUUGUGAAAGAAACAGAGCUUAUGCUCAUUUUAAAUAGUACAUUCUAAGGAGGAAGAGACUAAAAACAAAUUCGAAAGUGGACUGACAGCUCAAGUUUAUAGUAGAAGUAAUACAAUGGAGUUGAUGAAUAAAAACACAAAGGAUUCCCAAGCUGGAAUUUUAAUUUUCUUGGAAUGAAAAUUAAAGGAGAUGUAAUUGAAUUUUUACAAAGUGUAUCCAGCUUGGAGUAAAUCUUAAGUUCUGACGUCUGUGAAAAGCGACAUGGCAUGCUUGCUCGGAAAGUUUUUUUAUAAACCAGGAGCUGGAUCCAUUAUUUAUAAUCACAUAUUAAAAAACAUUGCUACUUUUUUCUAUCAGAAAUCUGCAUUUGGGGUCUACUGGUAGUUUUCAGAAAAUGAAGUUCCUUUGUUUUUUGUUUUUUUUUAAUUAAAUACAUCAACAAAAAUACAAUUGCACAAAAUUGAUUGUGGUGCUAAAACAGAACUGCAAGCAACACAGUUCAUAUUACAAUAAUUUCACAUUCAUCAUCAAUAAAAAUGUAUAAAAACUUA